Chenopodium quinoa (quinoa) is the source of this 1256-nucleotide messenger RNA. RefSeq lists its product as uncharacterized. The transcript is spliced from 3 exons. The record is from RefSeq and is a predicted model, not a curated record. The coding region runs from base 410 to 937 and encodes 175 amino acids. Lineage: Eukaryota; Viridiplantae; Streptophyta; Magnoliopsida; Caryophyllales; Amaranthaceae.
UUUACUAGAAAAUAACAAGUGUCAUUUCUGAUUUCGCCUUUACUAUAAAGUUAUGAUUGAGAAUCAUGGACAACAUUCGUGUAAAAAAAAAAAAAAAAAAAAAUAUCAUGGACAGCAUACCCACAAAUGUCGCAGUUUUCACUUAUGCCCCUAAUAAGUUAACAAAAUAUCGAAACUAACAAUCAACUACGACUCUACGAGCAUAGCAUUUCUCCACCUUAUUCGAACUCACAUACUCAUUUCGCGCAUCCAAAUCCUUCCCCGGUCUCCGCAUCCCCCCGCCACCAACGGCGGCGCCGACUUCAUUCCAUCGAUUUCUCCACCGCUCCCGAUCAAUCCGAAACCCUAAUUAGAAUUACCAAAUACUAAAAUAGAUCAAAUUAAGCUUUGUAAGAAGUGAAAGAGUGUGAUGAAGAGGCUAUUGGAAUUUGGGAAGAAAGCAAUGUUCUAUGUUAGGGUUCUUUCUGGUUACGAAGAGCGUCGCAUUCGAUCUUACAGAUUGCAGCUUGAGCAGCGUCUUCGAUCUGCACAAGAAAAAAAAGAGGCCACAAGAAAGAUCCCUGAACAAAUUAUGCUGUCUGAAAUUCGAAAAAUGGUGGAAGAAAUGCAAAAUGUAAAUAAGAGGUUGGAAGAGAUGGAAGGUGAUAUUAAUGAGUAUUUCAAGCCAAUUGACAAGGAAGUGGGAGUUCUUAUGGAUAUGCAGAUGGAGAAAGAGAAAGCAAAGAUGGAAAUGAUGGGUUCCAUGUAUAAACAAGCUCUGAUUGAGAAAGCUGAAACACAGGCAGCUGGAGAUGUAAACGGUGCUAACCAAGCGAAUAUGGAAACAAUGAGUGCCAUGUUCAAACAGGCUCUGCUUGAGAAAGCUGAAGCAGAGGUGGCCGCUGAAAUGAAGAACUCACUAAAAGAACAAAAUCUUCCUCUCUCUAAACAAGGUUAGAUUAGAUAAUUAUAAGUAUUUUAGACAAAACAUGCUAUGUGAUGAAUAAUUAUGAAAUGCUAUGCCUGUUAUCUCUAUUUUUAGGGACAGGAAGACAGUUCCAAGAUAAAUAUUGAAAUACUGAAAUUCAGUUUUUUGUUGAAUGCUAAUUAGAAUCUGAAAUUUUGAUUUAUUCCUGAAUUGAGAGCCUACUUUCGUCGUUUUUUUUUAACAUAUGCUGAUGAGUAGCAGAUUUAUGCUUCAAUGACUUCAGUUACUGAAGCUCAAGCUAUUGUAAAUUUGUAACAAUCGUGUAAUACACAACUUUUAAUUGAAGCAA